CUUAAUUCUAAAAUUCACCCAUCCCUACCCAUAUUAAUUAAAUAAAAUGAUUACAGGUCAGUUUAUAAAAAGACUGAUAUGGUAGGACAGAUCUAGUUUUGUGCCUUCUAAAUUCUAUACAACCAAUACGUUCAAUAUUUAAUUCCGCAUUCAUGUGGAGAUUGACGUUCCAUUAUUCUCUUACCUAUAAAAUCUCAACUGCACAAUGACAGACAAUUAUUCCUAUCAUGUCACUGUAUCAAUAAAACGGAUUUGCCUAAUCGAUUCUCGAUUGGCGAGAUAUUGAACCAAAUAGUAAUUACCAACAGUGGGUGGAUAUCUAAACGACCUUGAAAGAACUGUGAACUGAAAGCAGUACGUAGGUGGUUUAUUGCAUCAUGAAUUUAAAUCAUUUACACACUAUUAAUCAGUAUGUUUCCAAAAGCAACUCAUUUAUUAUUACCACUCUCAUGAUCCUAUGAAACGGUGUAUCCAUGUCACUAGAAGUCACAUAACCACAUUUAUCAAUCGAACGGUUAAAAUGAACAACCCUAGUUUAAGGCAGAAGAAUAUAAGUGUCAGUGUACGUGGUAGAUCACGAGUUCGAAUCCAAAGGUCUCAGUCACCACAAGGAAAGAUUAAUUUGUCAUAUUUUCGAUACGGAUCUGUGUCUCCGCCACGAAAGAUUGAAUCCAAUUGCAAGGACAAUACAGCAUCUCAAAUAAACUGUGUGCAACGUCGACACAGCUUAGUGAUACAAAGAAAAUCUCCAAGUCCCAUUACAAAUUCAUACGACAGGAUUAGCAUAUAUCAACAAAAUAAAAAAAACACCCCUACAAAUGGACUCGAAACAGACAUAAAUGUGACGCGUACAAAUAAUUUACAGAUAGUAAACAACCAAUAUGAAAAAUCAAUUCGCCAUACAGCUCUCACCCCACAUGCUAAUGGUAUUUCAAUAGUGAUUGGCGCAACUAACUCAGCUUCCAAUGAAACACCAGACAGAAAGUUGUUAAGAGAUGACUCAUUUAAUUUAAAUUCAGUCUCGCCAUUAGGCCGUAUUGGAGAGCCAGGAUUAUACGACCUUGGCAUACCGGUCGAUAGCAGUUUAGUUUCUCUCUCUACUAGUCAGACUGACAAUUCUAGUCUUAAUUUUUCUGCCCUACCAUGUUUGUCUAUAACUACAAAGCCUAUUGUACGUUGUCCUGUCUCAAAUUCACAUUCAAUUUCCAUUUCCGUUAACGGUAAUGCUGCUUUAUUAUUGAACGGGAAUAAUGACAAUUCUUAUUCAUUUUCUCCAAAAUCAACUAGUGGACAGACUACAAUAACAAGUUUACACAAUAAAAAUGUUGCUUUAAACGACCGACCACCACUACCUCAUUCAGACAUCAGUGUUAAAAAAAGUGGUGUUGCUGUAGUGCGUAUUUCCGCUACUAAUUCAACAAGAGUAGUGAGCAACUUACCUCCUAAGAAUCCCACCAACGUUAUCAGUGUUCGAAAUCCUCCGGAGCCAUUACAUUCCUAUAGUUCUUAUGAAAACUUACUAUCUAAUGGGGCUAGGCGUUUUAGCUUAAUUGACCAAAAUCCUGAACGUGCUAAGCUGCGAUAUCGAAGUGUUUUAACGAACGUCUUAUCCCCUAAUUCGUCUCAGAGGCUUUUCCAUUCAUCUUGUGAUCAUUACGUCAAAGCGAUGCCCAAUGCUCAGUCUAUGGGGAUCGAAGAUAUAAAAACUAAUUGUGUCCCACAGGCUCGAUUAGCAAAGCCUACCAUGAUUAAUAGCACUACCGACUUCAAUACCCAAGGACGGAACGAUGAUUUAAGGACUCUGCUAAACUCUCGAAACCCAAGAAAUAACAACUCACCUGUACACCGGAAUAUUCCACCUACUGGGAAUAAAAUUUCAGGAUCUAAUACUUCAGAUCAACUGAAAAAUAUCCGUUCUAGUUUUUCUGGGACUAAUAGCCAAAAUUAUUUCCGGAUACAAAUACCUAGCACACGUGCAAUAUCUCGACCUAAGGGAUUUGCAAUGACAGAUAGUUUAAAAUUGUAUGAAGAACAAAUUUUCAGUCAUUGUCAACCUUCUCAACGUCCUCAGUCAUGGUGUCUAGAUUUCGACCAACCACGAGAUGAAAAUAACCCGGUAGAUGAUUCACAUUCUAGUUCUCCAGCGUCUACUGUGUCUUCAUCUUUCUCUUCUUCCUCCUCAUCAGAUACUUCCCAAUUACUAUCUCAGAACCAUACGGAUCUUAGAAGGAUAAGGAAUGUUCCCUAUUAUACUCCACCUGUGCACCCACGAAACUCUUCAAGAUAUUAUCAUCAAAAUGCUCCAGUUGUGACGUCCUCUACUGGACUUGUGGCUAGUGAAGCUACAACUCCUACCAGUGGUGCACCACUUGGUUGCCAUCUAGCGGAACUAGCCAAAGAACCUCGUUCAAGUCAGAAAUGUCAUAAUAAUAAUAAUAAUAAUAAUAAUAAUAAUAAUAAUAAUAAUAAUAAUAAUAAUAAUAAUAACUAUGCACCUGUGAAGUCAGUUGAUGAAGUUUUUCUUCAAAUGAACUAAUUAAUCAUUGCCUCAACACACGAAAUUCUCAUUUCAACCAUUCUGGUGUUAUAUAUUCCAAUGCACAAUCAGAGUCAAUUCAAACUAACUCCAGUUAUGAUACAGUACGUCCAAUUAAUUUAUCACCAGCUAAUCUAAGAUCGAACUUUUUAAUAAGUCGACCAAGUUUACCUUUGGAAACUACUGUAAAUGACGAUCAAAUUUCUCAUGUUCACUAUCUUCGUCAUCAUUCAUGUGAAGAAAACUAUUCACAACCAAAUUCUGAUUGUAGAAAGUUAUCACUGAUUACUGGAUCAUCUCAAUUAAUUGGUGAUAAUAAUAAUAAUAAUAAUAAUAAUAAUAAUAAUAACAAUGCUCAAGAGCAUUUCUCUUCUUCACGGCUUACACCAUCACCCAUAAUUUUCUCUUCAUCUGUUAGUGAUCGUUCAGACAAUAACAAUACCACGAUACCACCAUCUUUGUUGGACAGUCAUCAAGAUGUAAUCGCUUCUCCUAUUAUACCUCCAUCUACAACUACUUCUUCGAAUAAUUCAGAUGUUGAUCCAAUUCAUAGAGCAGAUGAACAACACCAGAAUAGUAGAUCAGUUUCUCCAACAUGUUGUAGCUCUCUCUUAUUACCUCCACCUGUUCCAUGGAAUUUGGAUUUAACAACAUCUGAAGUGAAUGAAACAACACCAAGUUUAUUUGUUAAUAAUAGUAAUGAUAUGAUUUUAAGAAAUGAUUAUUAUCAAGGUAAAAUAGAUAUUGGAUAUAAAUUUAAUGAUGGUUUAUUUAAUGGUGAUACUACACAACAACAUGCUUGUAAAAAUGUCGAUAAUAAUAAUCAUUCGAGAUGUCGAAGUAAAGAUUCACUCCUUUCAGAUGACAUAAACUUUUUAAAUAAUUCAUGCAACACUCAUCAUAAUUAUCCGAAUUAUGAUAAUAAACCACUUGGAUUAUUAUCACCAAGUCAUCAUUUGAAUUUUGAUAGUUUUGAAAUUUCUGAAAUGACUAAUAGUAAUACAUAUGCUUUUAGUACAUUCGAUUCAGAUUGUCUAGCAUGGAUGCGUUUAACUGUACAUGAUGUAACAAAUAAUACAAAUGAAGAUAUGAAUAAUUCAUCAGAAUUACAAUUACCUAAUUUGGAUACAUUAUCUCGACCAUGUGUUCAUCAUUGGGUGGAUAUAUUCAACUCGAAUCCUUUAGGUUUACGAUUAAAUUUUGUGGAUGAUUCUUGUCGACUUGCUGGCACUCUACGCAUUUAUAUUAAUCUUAUUAAACCGGUGAAAAUGUCUUUAAGACGUACAUUGGAUAUGUUUCCAUCAAGUGCAACAGCGUCACCUGAACCAAAUAGUCCAACUAAAUUGAAUUUAAAUGAGAAUGGGGAUGAGAAUAAUGCUGUACCAACACCACCACGUUUAGUUUCAUUUUUUCUACCAAGAGGUACUUCAAAAGUAGUUUAUGUGACAAGGUAAGUGCAUUUUUCUUUUGCACUAGACGGCCGUUUCGACCUAUUAUGAGACUCCUCAGUAGUACACGUCUAUGCGGUAUUAUCUAUAAAGCCGAAAUCAAUCUCCAUAAACCCCUAGAGUAGUUAAUCAUGUACUCGCUAGUGACUUAUCUCAAGAGACAAUUUCAGGAGUUCUAGUGAGAAUUUGUAUCCAUGUUGAGCGUGAAGAGGUAUCCAUUAAGUGCACUGAAAGAUGAUUGCGCGAUAUCAUGAAUUAGUUGAAGUUAAACAAGGAAGCAUUGGUUCAGUGGUUUAGAUAUUAAACGUUUUCGUGCGAGACCAGUCACCGGCUGGGGGGGAUAGAGACUUAAGUAGUAGUCCCAUACUGGGACGAAUCGUCUGUCCAGUGCCUCUAGUUUUGGAAUGGUGGUUUAGAUAAGGUCGGUUCAUAAUUCAAUUUACGAAAAUCAUUUAUCUAUCCUUAGUGCUUUUCUAAAGUUUACACUUGACUUUUAACACAUAAGCCUCAUGUUCGAAAUCGACCCCACCUACUCCAAUUUGGUCAGCUGGUUGUUGAUAUUACUAAUUUUAUACAGAUGGUUAGUCUUUGUUCUCAUUGAUUUAGAAAGAAAUACACAAAGUUACGGAUCCUUGGAUUAAUCUUUAUGCACGCAAUAUAUAUGGUAAAUUGUUUGCUUCAAGUGGAAACCGAUUAUGCCCAAAUUAUUUCAGUUAUAUUUCUGAAAUUUCUUGUGGUUAAUUAAUCAAUUACAUAAAACAUAUGGUGCUUACAAUUUAAAAGUUGAACAGUUGAAAUUUUUUAUGCAUGGCAUGAAAUUACCGAACUUUUUUCAUUUGUUUUUUGUUGAGGAGACCCACAAUAGCCCACGAAAAGAGCCCAAAGGUGCCCUGAAAAGUGCUGGGAAGCAUUUUAUUCAAUCAGCAUUGAAUGGGAGUUUGUCAGAAACAUCUAUAAAGUAAAGUCACCUGUCCCAUUUCUGAUUUGAUGGUUACCUAUCCCGCUACUAUGUUUAAUAGGGUUCCAGAACCUUCCAAAAACCAAAGAUCAUCUGAAAUGCCAUAAAUACCCUCACUUUCCUGUACAUCAACUAAUUUUAGAGGAAAUCGUUCCUUCCAUAUUUCGUGCCUUUUCUCUCAUGUUCAGUUUGUCGUGUAGAUUGGUUAUUGGAAGAGCUUAGGAAACUGAUUCAAGCGUCCAGUCAAAAGAUUUAUCAUUUACAUCCAAUGAAUUUACUGCAUCUUUUCAACUUUUCACAAAAAAGCAUUUCACAUCGAAUAUCAUUCGUUUAAUGGUGAGAACAUGAAGUAGUCUAUUGAACCGACUGUCUAAUAUGGAAAGUACAUUUUCAUCAACAAGAGUUCAGAUAUGUCUGAACGAACUCAAUGGCUGAUCAGUCUUGGGAUAACGUACUGGAGGUCUGACGAUUAAUAAGAUGAAAAGGAAAAAAAUGAAAGUAAUAAUAAUAAUGUGUUUAUUGAUAAGUUGAAUAUCAGAAAAUGUAGUUCCAAAAGCAACGAAUGAGAAUUAAGAAUGAAAUGUGUAAGAUGAAAAUAAUGCAAGAUUUAGAUAAUUAACGAAUGCUAUUAUGGAUUUCCAACUAUAUCACUCAGCCUCAGGUUGCAGCUAUAAUGUGAGCUUCGACUAGAAUGAUUAAAUCCUCCUACAGUUUAGAUUAAGAAUAAAUAAUAAAGCGAAACUGUCGAAUGCUUAAAGGUAAGCUCAACUACUUUGAUCCUUCUGUAGUUCGGCGGGGAGAUUUAUUAGAAAAGGGAUACAGAUUCCUGUUCACGUGCUUUCAAACACGAACUGCGCCUAUUGGAAUGACGUGGAGUCUAACCACAUAUUUGUUCAUUAUGGAAUUGCUACAUGUCAUUCAGAGGAGAAGGACAUCCAAGAUACCAAGUAACAACAAGUUAAACUUUGUGGGAGCAAUCUUUGAACUAUAUCAGUUCGAACAACAGUGGAAUAUAAAUAAAAAAUUACCCUUAAAGUAAAUCCAAUGACAUUUUAACGUACCAUCAUUUAGUCACAGAGGUGGGCUAUGAGAAAGAAUAAUUCAUUCUAUACGUCGAUUGUGGUUGUUAAUCACCAAGGAACAAACUUUAAAUUAUGGAACCUCAGGUACUUGUGCCACGAAAGUGGAAAGGAUUGUGGCCCGUUGAUCUGACUUCAAUUUAGAGGAACGAAUGGAUAUGUCAUGAGCAUAAAUCUACCAUUUUAACUCUGUAUAUUACACCUAAGCUAACCUCGUUUGUGCGACAGCGGUAACAAGAAGCCAAAUACAGAUUGAGUUGGAUGGAAUUAUUUCAUGUACUCGUUUACUCCGAAGACGAAGUCUGACUUUCACUUCCGCGUGGUGCUUCCUGGAUUGAGGGUGAUCUUUCUCCUCAUGAACUAACGCAAGCGACACAGCAGAGACGGAACUGAUUACCCAGUCUGUACAAGUCAGGUGGAGACCGGGCUCAUCACCUACUCUAUCAAAUAUGGAAAUCAGGCUAAUCAUCCACUCCGUCUUAAUUUUGGAUUACAAGAGGAGAGAGGUUGAUUUUAAAUUGAGAGCGCGAUUGCGGCACUGAGUGAAACUUCCUUUUAGUGCUUGGACUGACUUUGUCUGGAAGGGCUAAUAAGGGCUGGCCAGAGCGUAGGCCAUAAAAUGUGCCACAACAACUGUCCAGGGGUUGACAUUAAACUUGCUUGUAGUAUGAGCGUGAAUUGAACACAUUGUCUAUGAUAACUUAUUUACGUACUGAUUUGAGUACUUGAUAUUCAUUCAGGGAAAAUACUUCGGGGAUACGCUCUGAGGUGAUCACAUCUAUACCUACAUGUAUCUUAAGGAGUGUAUGAGCCUCGGUUUAUGCGUUCUAUAUGUACAUGUAUCGUAUACUUGCGAGCGAAAUCCUAUAUGCCUAUAUGUACUUGUGGGAUGAGUGGACUCGUUCGCCCAUUCUAUGAUUGCAUGUAACUCAUAUUAGCAACCGCGACCAUCUAUGACUAUAUGUAUAUAAUUGAAAUGUACGUGUCUUUGAUAUCUGCAUUUGAGUAUAUGCAUAUACAAGAUACUCAGGAAAGGUUCCACGUUUUUGCUCUGGUGAACUCAUUAAUAGUUCAUCAGUACUUUUGAUUUGUAUCACCUUCGUUAAACAAGAUUUUAAUGAUAGACUUAACUUAUUGCCGAAUGAUUUGCUUAUUUUUAAACCUCAAUUUUCUAACGUCGUCUAGUUUUAAAACUGAAUCUUCCUAUUCAUGGUUGAAGUCUUCUUAACAAUAAUCAUAAAAUGUUAUGACUGAUAAAUUUCAACUAGUUUGACUUUAUAGUCAUUAUAUUCUACUUUCAAUACGAUGUGUAGACUAAUUAUUAAAACUUUUCUUAGGAUUGUUAAAGCUAAUCUUUGACAUAUUCUUAUUGACACUGCAUUAGCGAACAGCUGAGUUGUAAUUGUACACAAUCUGUCUUCUUUCAAUGCACAAAAGGGUGUAAUUAGUAGACUAUAGUACAUACAUAUUUUAUGAUAUAUAUAUAUAUAUAUGUAUAAAUUCUUGAUUACUGUAGCAACCAUAUUAAAAAUUCAAUUAAUAUCUUUAAGAAAAUAUUUUGUCUUGUCAUUAAAGAUGAUUUAAAAUGGUUUAUGUGUAUACUUUUCAGCUACUUUUGAAUUUUAGUGUGUUUACUGUUGCCUAUAAUACAAACAUGAUAUAUGUUGUAAUUACAUCAUAUAUUGCAUCGAUUGACUCAGUCAUGCCCCCAAAUGUCCUGGUACGGCUGAGGGUGGGGAAAGUCACAUAUCCCUCUCCAAACGCUCUCACAUGGCCACACAGAUACAGCCACUCUCAGGGAAGUCUUACUCACUGACUUCUCACGACGAGGGUGUUACGAAAUCAAUCGAACGAAAAGCCAAUGUCUGACGCUUUAACUGUGUUGGUGGAUAUGGAGGAUCCACCUAGAGGAGUUGGAAAACCCUAAUUCCAAACCUGUGGUUCAUAUGGAUUCCAUAAUCCAGAGGGGGGAACAAACCGUGUAUGAUGAACCUAUUGUUGGUCACUGACUACUACCAUGAGACUUCAUCUUCGAACGUUGUUCCACAGCCUUAUGGAUUAGACCUUUAGAUGUAAGGCUGUGGAUGUGGUGCUGUAAGAGAACGACCUGCUUCGAUUUGUGCACCUGAUCAGUAUUCCAGCCUUCAAACGAAUCGAAUGAUUUGUGUGUCGCAUAUAUAUUUGUUGUUUCCUUGUCCCAAUGUUUAUGUGUUUAAAUAAUUAAUUAAAAAACACGGUCACCACAGAGCUUGGUACAAAUGUGAGACUUGGAUGUCGUGGGUUGGACUUAUGGUUGAUUUAAGGACGAUGAUUGAUAAGGUGAUGCUUUAUAUUACAACAAGACCAAUUGUUUGAUUUUUUCCUGUUUUCAAUGAUUGUUUAAUUACAUUUACCUCUUGGUUUAAACUGUGAACACAUUUACUCAUUAUUUAUUUGUUUCAGUUCUACGACUUCAGCUAAUGCUAUUCAAUCGUUGUUAGAUCGAUUUCAUAUACAAGAAUCUGCUCGUAAAUUCGCCUUGUAUGAACAUACUUUAGAAGAUAGUUCAAUUAGCGCUCGAAAACUUACUACAACUGAAUGUCCUCUUCUAUUAUUAUUAAAUUGGGUACGUAUAAGUACAAAUCGUGAACAAUUCUUAGAGUUGUUGAAACAAAAACGUAUUGUACUACAAGAAAAUGAUGCUUGUGAUAUAGAGUGGAAAGACUUUACGACAGCAGAAUUAACAAAUUUCCUACGUAUACUUGAUAAAGAGGAAUGUGAAUAUCGUAAUGCUAUUCUAUAUCAAUAUAAUUUGUUGCGUAAUCAACUAGAACAACGUAUGAAACAAUUAGUAAUUACGAAUCACGUUCAUCAUCAUCACCACUCUCAUUUUCAUGAGUCAAACGAAGUUACUGGGGUUUUUUCACCAGUAGACAGUAAUACUACUACUCCUACUACUAAUACCACUGCUAAUGGACCUAUCUAUUCAAGAUACUAUUCACAUUCACAUCCAUAUGCACUGGAACAAACUACUGAAGAUAAUCAGUUACCUAGUGGACAUUGUAAUUGUCAUUGUUCUCAUUAACUAUAGUCGUUUUAAUUUGUAAUCAUUUAGGUGUAUCCCUUUUCACUUAUGAAUUGAUGAGAGUUUCUAUAUUGAUGAUAAUUUCAGAAAAGAAAUUCACAUCAAUCAUCAUAUUUGGAUUCAGUAUUUUUAUUCAUUCUAUAUUCCCUUAUCUUAGUGAUUUCACUUUAUUGUUCAAUGGGUUUAGUGAAACUUUUUUCUAUGAAUACCACUAUCAGUACGAUUAUUUACUAUAAUUAAUCAACUGUGUGUGUACUGUCAGUAGUAUAUAUCCCCACCUGUUUAUUAUUAUUAUUACCAUCACUCUUUGUUAACAGAAAUCUAAUUCACUUAUUCGACUUGCUUUUUCAAUACGUUUUCUGUUUGAAUAAUUUGUUACUACAUAUUUUUUCCUACUUCUCAUGUAUGCACAACCUUAAUUAGUUUUGAGUGUAUCGUUCUAUUUCUGUGUGCGGUGUGUGUAUUUCAUGGUGGUAAAUGUUUGACAUUGUUUUUUUCGAGAAAUAAAAACAAGCGUAUUUUUAUUUUGUGCUGAACUUGCAAAGUGUGAGUAACUGUGACUAGUUGGUCGUGUUUGUUUGGCUAAUGGAUAACAGAGUUCGUCGUUACCUUUGAACUACCCUAGUUGAAUUUUGUUGCCAUUGAAAUUAUUAUUAUUAUUAUUAUUAUUAUUAUUAUUAUUAUUAUUAUUAUUAUUAUUAUCAGUGAUUAGAGAUUGUAAAUAAAUUUGCCUUUCUUAGCUUUUUGCAUAAUUUUUUGUUCUUUUUCUGAAAACAAUACUAGUAGGGCAUAUAGUAUCAAUUUGAUUUUUGAUUCCCCUUAGAAAAAAAACCUUCAUUCACAUUUAUUGUGUAUGUUUGUUUAUUUGUGUAUGUAUGUAUGUGUGUGUGUGCAUCCGUGUUCGUGUAUGCUUCUUUCUGUUGUUACAUAAAAACAAGUGAUCAUCUUUUUGUACACGUUUUAGAAACUUGUGAAUCAUACUUGUAAGAGUUGAUAGUACGUGCGUGAAUUGUUCACAUACUACUGAUUUUAACCUGUUUAAUACAUUAUUUAUCCAUAUUAUAGGCUGAAAUGCACAAUACACGAGACAUUUUACCUGUGUACAAUCCUUUUUUUCUGUGGGAAAAGAAUAAUGCUGUACCCUUUACAAAUGCAUACAUACAUUUUUUUCUCUUAUAAUGCUGUUCGCUUUUUAUUGUCCUGUUUUAAGAAUACCUUAAAUUGUUUAUUUGUUUGUUGUGUUGAAAUUUGAUCUUAUUUCUCUAUUUCACCUUGAAAAAAAUCUAGGAAGCAAAUAAAUAUUUUAUGAGACAAGUAUUGUUUUUCCAAUAUUUUCAAAAUGAAAUAAUGGGGUUUCCAGUAUUUUUUUUCCAGUUUUGGGAUAUGGGCUUUGGAUUCGUUGGUGAACUAUUGAGGAACUGAAAAGUUCUCUUCACUUUAUUUUAGAAUUUUGAGAAUAGCUUUGAAUCAAUCUCAUGAGGAUGUAAACAAGUUAUCAUUGAGCAGAAAGUUUUAUAAUGCAACGAUCCGAAUUGACUAAUUAGGCGGCAGAAUAUAAUAACUGUAGUGAACGAAGACUUGGUGGGGAUAACCAGUCUCUUUUUUUAAUGCAGAAUUAGAGCGCUUCCCUAAAAUAUGAAAAUCAUACAUUAGAUACAUUAUUUGCACAUCUCCCAUCAGUUGUUUUUUACAUGCUUCAUAAUUAUUUCAAUUCUGUUGUUAUUACAAUCGCUCUCUGUUUUCCUUCCUGUUCUCUUUAAUUCGAUCUCCUAUCAGUCAUUCCACUUCUGAUUGGUGUUGCAUAUUACUUAUAUCUGUCAAAAUGAGUAGCAUACACUUACAACUAAUGAGAAUUUUGAUCGUAACACAAGAGUAAAUCACUUUAAUCAAUCGUUGCUUGAGAAUUCACAGUAGAAAACAAAAAUAUGAGCAUAUUUAAUGACGAAACUAGGAUAUAUUCAUAGUUUAAUGGAAUUUAAAAAUAAGUGACUGAUAUAUUGGCUAUCGGUUGUAUUGUACAAUUAAUUCAACGUCUG
This is a messenger RNA of Schistosoma haematobium, 11121 nucleotides long. Its product is annotated as blue light receptor. The transcript has 6 exons. The record is from RefSeq and is a predicted model, not a curated record. The coding region runs from base 458 to 2536 and encodes 692 amino acids. NCBI's taxonomy places the organism in Eukaryota, Metazoa, Platyhelminthes, Trematoda, Strigeidida, Schistosomatidae.